This is a messenger RNA of Salvelinus sp. IW2-2015, 1476 nucleotides long. The record is from RefSeq and is a predicted model, not a curated record. Lineage: Eukaryota; Metazoa; Chordata; Actinopteri; Salmoniformes; Salmonidae.
UGUCCCAACUUUUACCUUACCUGGUGUCCAUAUGGACCACCAUCACACCUGUACCUGGUGUCCCAGUGACCACUGUCACACCUUACCUGGUGUCCAUAGACCACCAUCACACCUGUACCUGGUGUCCAUACGACCACCAUCACACCUGUACCUGGUGUCCCAGUGACCACUGCCAUCAGACCAGUGACCAUCAGACCGCUAACAGAGACCACUAGCGUUCCUCCCGAUACAGGAAGGGUGGAAGUAUUGUCUACUACUUCCACAACAACUACACAAGAACCAACUUCUUCCUGGUCUGGUCCAGUAACCACAACCAGCUCCUCGUCCUCCACCACGUCAGUUCCCAGACCCACUAGCCACCCAGAGAGAGUCACUACCAGAGUGGUUUCUACUUCUAAAGUGGUCUCCAAGACCACCCACAGACCAAUGACAACAACACGCAGGACAACAACAGGCAAGGUUCCCAUGACGACGUCCAGAACUGCCACAACGGUGAGGUCCACCGCCAGACCGAGCACUGUUAGGGUAACUGUAGAUACAAGGACUCUGGGGGUUCCAGGGGUUCCGACAGCGACGACCAGACCUGGUCCUCCUACGGUYGCUCCUCCUAGCCUCGGCACAGCUACCGUCUCGGAGGUUGUUCCAACCACGACCGCUCGUACCACGACCAAACCAGUCACCACAACCAGAACCACAGAAUAUGCAGCAGACGUUAKCAGCUCCGCUGCUCCGACCGGCACUGGCACGACCACAUCCGCUUCUGUUUCYGUUCCCAGCCUGACCACGGUCACAGAAUCUAUCGCCGUCCCCACAGGACCCACAGGAGCGACCGCAGAACCAUCCACAUCCACCACUACUACACCAGAAGGAAUAGUACCAUCCACCACUAGAGAGACAGGGGUUACUCCAGCAUUCACAGAGAGCACAACCAGAAUGACUCCUUCACCUGACCURCUGACCUCUACUGAGGUCGCWGCCACUCCAGGGGUCACACCAAAGGUCACGCCAAAGGUCACACCAGAUGUGACAGCAGCUCUCUCAGUCCCCGCCUUGCCCCCCACGGCCACCCCAACCUCCGCUACAGAGCCAGAAAGGGUGGACGGAGUAGACACCACUACACCAAAGACUCCAUCACCAUCACCUGUGUCGCCGUACACCACAUCAGAGACAACCACGUCACCAUCGGUAGUAUCGCCAUAUACCACGACAGAACUUGGACCUGUUGGACCUACUGCAGAGGUUACUACAUCCAUGGCAGUGUCCUCAACUAGGAUGUGUACUCCUCCCUAUUCAGAGAUCAUAGAUGAGUGUACCAAGUUCCUCUGUGUGAGCGGCCAGCUGGUCCGAUUCAACAUGUCCCAGAACUGUCUGUAUAACUCCACCCCUCCUAACUGCGGCCUGCUCGGCUUCGCCAUCCUGGUCAACGGGGACAAGUGCUGCCCGCAGUGGGACUGCCCAUGUGAGGACAACUGCUAG